This is a messenger RNA of Dendrobium catenatum, 1508 nucleotides long. Its product is annotated as UPF0160 protein. The record is from RefSeq and is a predicted model, not a curated record. Gene Ontology annotation, cellular component: nucleus; cytoplasm. Lineage: Eukaryota; Viridiplantae; Streptophyta; Magnoliopsida; Asparagales; Orchidaceae. The coding region runs from base 192 to 1316 and encodes 374 amino acids. The transcript is spliced from 7 exons.
GUCUUACAUCCUUGGUGGAUUCUCUCGACCUCUUACAAUAAAAAAUGUAUUUAAAUUAAAAUAAUAAUAAAUUAAUAAUUAUAUUAAAAGUUAUUUAAAAAUUAGGUAUAUAGCUUCAUAAACAUUUUGUGAUAUUUACGUAAAUCAUCCGUAUAUGCUACUCGGAAAAGCCUUCGACACAAACCCGGGGCAUGCUUGGUCGUCGGAGCUGGAGGUGGCAGAAGUUAGUCCUUUUACGGAGCCAAAGCUUCUUCUCUUCGAUGGCUGGGGUCGCUGUUGCUCCGAAACGGCUUAGGGUUUCGUCCUUCUCCACAAGCUCCUCAAACCCUAGCAUUGUCAGGAGGGUAGGGACUCACAAUGGCAGCUUUCACUGCGACGAAGCCCUCGGCUGUUUUAUGAUCCGCCUCACCGAUAAGUUCGCCGGCGCAGAGAUCAUCCGCACCAGAGAUGCUCAGCAACUUGAGACAUUGGAUGCUGUACUUGAUGUUGGAGGUGUGUAUGAUCCUAGCCAUGAUCGAUAUGAUCACCAUCAGAAAGGGUUCAAUGAGGUUUUUGGGCAUGGAUUCAACACCAAACUUAGUAGUGCUGGGCUGGUCUACAAGCACUAUGGUAUUAUUUCCAAGGAGCUUCAACUUGAUGAGACACACCAAGACGUACUACGACUAUAUCUAGCUAUAUACAAAAGCUUUGUUGAGGCCAUUGAUGCUAUUGAUAAUGGAAUUAGUCGGUAUGACACAGAUCAGCCUCCAAGAUAUUUGAACAACACACAUCUGUCUGCACGGAUUGGUCGACUAAAUUUGGAUUGGAUGGAUCCUGAUCAAUCUUCUGAGAAGGAAAAUACAGCCUUUGAGCAGGCAAUGAUGCUUGCUGGAAAUGAGUUUUUGGAGAGAGUUCGUUAUCAUGCAAAUUCAUGGUUACCAGCAAGGUCCAUUGUUAUUGAAUGCAUAGAAUCCAGAAGAAAUAUUGAUCCAAGUGGAGAAAUUAUUGUUCUUAGCAAAUUUUGCCCUUGGAAGCUUCAUUUAUUUGAGCUUGAAGAAGAGCUAAAGAUUGAACCUACCAUCAAAUAUGUUCUUUAUCAGGAUGAUCGGAGUGAAAGUUGGAGGAUACAGGCUGUGGCAGUAUCCUUAGAUAAGUUUGAAAGCCGAAAGCCGCUUCCAUUGCCAUGGAGGGGCCUGAGAGAUGAAGAUCUUUCCAAGGAGUCAGGGAUUCCUGGAUGUGUAUUUGUCCACAUGAGUGGAUUUAUUGGAGGCAAUCAGACUUACGAAGGUGCCUCAGCCAUGGCUACAGCUGCACUUAGUUUUCCAUCUGAGGAGUAAUUCAAUCAGACCUGGUUAGCUUAUAUGGAAUUACCAGACUUUUCUAGUUAUUUAUAAAAGCAUUGGCAAUCAGAACAGAAGUUUACUGUUGGUUUUAGAGAAUUUAAGAGAAAAACAAAAGAAUGGCCUGCGGACAUUUGAAUUAAUCUUUUAAUAGGAGGAAACGAUUAGCUUGGAGAAACAGGAGCAAAA